This is a messenger RNA of Heteronotia binoei (common prickly gecko), 2502 nucleotides long. It is a transcript of the gene TULP2, whose product is annotated as TUB like protein 2. Bases 128 to 1882 code for a protein of 584 amino acids. NCBI's taxonomy places the organism in Eukaryota, Metazoa, Chordata, Lepidosauria, Squamata, Gekkonidae. The transcript has 16 exons. The record is from RefSeq and is a predicted model, not a curated record. Gene Ontology annotation, cellular component: cilium. Gene Ontology annotation, biological process: protein localization to cilium.
UGCCUCCAUCUUGCCUUUGCUGAAGGCAGUGUGAAGGCACCAGCCGAACUGGAGAGAGAAAGCCAGAUCCAACCUCAUAUUUGCUGAUCUUGGAGGGCCUAGAACUCCAGGGUUGCCUGGGAAGAGGAUGCAGUCGGAUCCUGUUCCGGUGCCACCAUCUCCAAGACCAGAUGUCCCCCCAGCGACACCAAGUAGAAAACCCUCGUCUGCACCUGCCAGAAACGGCAGUGAUGAAACAGCAUCCUUCCGGCAGCAGAAAUUAGAAUACCAGCGCCGUAUCAUCGAAAAGAAGCAGCGCCGCAAGCGCCAGGAACCGCUUAUGGUGCAGGCCAACAUGGACUCCAAGGUGAAAGGGCGUCGCGGGGGGCGCAAGUCUGAGGAACGUGUCCCAUUGAUGGAGUCUUGCAGUGAGCACAGCCUGUUCAAUGGCACAAACAGUCCUUUCCUUGUGGAUCCUGUACCAGAAGCCCAUUUGGGCACUCACCCAUGGAGCGGCUCUGUGCAAGUGAAUCGAAUCCACAAUGGCCAAGGAGAAAGCGCAGAUUUCUCUGAUGAGGUGGAGCUUGAAGAAGCCAUCUUGGAAGAAACCCAGCCUAUUUGCAAGCAGGAAUUAGAACCCAAAAAAGGCUGGCAGGCCAAGCAGAGAGAAGGGCGAUCCAAUGUCCAGAGGCGUGAGCAGUCUUCCAGAUCUAAGAAGGAAGUCUUAUCCCCAAGCCGCGAUGUACCAUCUGUUAUCAUGGAUAUGACGGAUUCCAAGGACAGCCUCCAGCAAGAAGGCCCAGAAUCUGCAGAAUCCGAGGAUGCUCAUAGCAAACUGUAUAACACCUGCUCUCUCCAAAGUAACUCUGAAAGCGAGGAAGAGUCAUCCCCGGAGCUGACUGUACCACCCUCGCCUAUGAAGAAGCCCCGUGACAGGAUGCUUGUACAAAGAGGGUCUCUCACCAAUGGAACGAGGAGCGUGAGUGAGGACGAUGAAGAUGAAGCGGAGGAUGCCGAUUUCCAGGAGGAUCAGGACGACAUGCUGAGCAGGGUCAUGUACACCCGUGAGGAGAUCGGUGUGUCUAGUACUCCAAGUGGGGAAUCAAGCAUCCCGCUGUCCCUCAAGGUGGACGACAUCGAGGCGUUUGUUCUCCAGCCUUGCCCUCAGGGGAGCACAGUCCAGUGUCGCAUCACACGGGACCGGAAGGGGAUGGACAAGGGCAUCUUUCCUUUCUAUUACCUGCACCUCGAGAUGGAAAAUGGAAAGAAGCGUUUCCUCAUGUCUGGACGGAAGAGGAAAAAGAGCAAGACUUCCAAUUAUCUCAUUUCUCUGGAUCCCAUCGAUCUGUCACGGGGUGGGGAGAGUUUCAUUGGAAAAGUCAGAUCUAAUGUGCUGGGAACCAAAUUUACUGUGUUUGACAGUGGAAUUAGCCCAGAGAAGAAACCUUUCGUUCCAGAAUCAGCUGAGCUGCGGCAAGAGCUGGUCGCCAUUUGCUAUGAAACAAAUGUCUUGGGCUUCAGGGGUCCACGGAAAAUGACAGUGAUCAUCCCUGGCAUGAACUUGGACAAUGAGAGGAUUUGUAUUCGGCCUAAAAAUGAACAUGAGACCUUACUGAUUCGGUACCAGAACCGGAACAUGCAGAACCUGAUCAAACUCCACAACAAGAUGCCAGCUUGGAAUGAGGAGACCCAGUCAUACGUCCUCAACUUCCAUGGACGUGUCACUCAGGCCUCUGUCAAGAACUUCCAGAUCAUCUCGGAUGAUGACCCCCAGUACAUUGUGCUGCAGUUUGGCCGUGUGGCACCUGAUGUGUUCACCAUGGACUACCGCUACCCGCUCUGUGCGCUUCAGGCCUUUGCCAUCUGUCUGUCCAGCUUUGAUGGGAAACUUGCUUGCGAGUAGAGGCCCAACCUAAUUUCUGAGCACCAACCCCCCCAUGGUGGCUUUGCUACAGCUUGUUUCCCGCUGUCUCGUAAAUCUGAGCAUCAUCUGUUUGGUUUUCAGUAUCACUCACCUUCAACUUCUGACUUUCUCAUACUUUCCGGGCAGGGGAGACACCAUGAUCUUUUGUCAAGAUGGACCUCUGUGCAACCUAUUACCUCAAGACAGUCUUCCUCUUGUUCUCUCCCAUUUGACAAGAACUUUCGUAUCAAGUUCUCCCAGGUUAUUGUAACCCCCUGACUUUCCCUUGUCAUUUGCUUUGGCAACCAGAUUUCUGGUUUGUGCAACUCUGUAGCUGAACAUCAUCACUUUGAUUCAGGCUUCGUAGGCCUCAACUCAGUUCCUCAAAAAAAAAUGAUCUCGAUGACAACCCAUCUAUGCAGGAAACAGACUGCCUUGUCAAGUGUAGAGCACAGCUCUGUUACUGAAGAAACAGCACAGUUUGCCAGCUUCAUGUAUUCAUAACAAGAGAAGGAGUAGCCAUGCUGAAGGGGAAUGGCAGCCAUUUUGAUAUGAUGAACUGAAGCCACAUCACCCACCUUCCCUGCUGUAUAAAACUGGGUAAUAUAUUGGAAAUAAAA